AUGGCUGAUGAUUUUACUGACGAGCAAACGUAUUUAAAACAACAUCAUUUAACAAUUUAUUUUGAAGAUUGUAUACGAAGUCUUCUCGAUACACGACGACGAUCUUCAUCAUUAGCUACAGCAAAAACUGAUGUUAAUGUACUUUUAAGAGAUUAUUUUCAACAAGUAAAACGUGAAUCUCAUGUUAUUGGUCGUGAAUUUACAUUUGUCAAUAGUACACUUUAUAAUCGUCGUGCAUUACUUACUCAUAUAUGGUCAAAAUAUGAAACAGCAAUUCCAACUCCAAGUACAUUAAAAGAAUUACAUACAGUCAUACUUUCGAUUUGUCCUGAUUUUCCAUAUUCAUUAUUAGAAACAAGUGCUACAUUACUUGAAGAUAUUGAAUGGUCUCUAUCCGUUGAUUAUAUUAUAUAUUUACGUGCAUUUCAAUUGAACUUUGUAUAUAGUGAAUUUAUAAAUGAAUCUCAACAAUUAUUUCGUUCAUUUUCACAUCGUUUAACAUGUCAUGUUCCAACAGCUGAAAUAAGUAUUCCACAACAAAAUAAUAAUCAUCGUCAACUUUUAUAUGAAGGAUUGGAAAAAUUAAUAACAACAAAUACAUGUUCUUGUCCACCAUUAAAUAUUCUAGAUGAUGUAUUAUUAUUAUUACAACAGAAACAACAAUUAAAUCAUCAAAAUUUUCUAAUACAAUUAGCUAGAAAUGAAAAAUUAACUCGAUUUAUUGGUAAAGAACCAAUUAUUAUAAGACCAUCACGUUUAAUUCAACAACAACAACAACAACAACAGCGAUGUAUUAUAGAACCGAUACCAUCCAUACAAAGUGAAACAAAAUUAACAUUAACAUCUAUAUCAACACCUUCAACACGUAUAUCCAGUCCAAUUGCACCAACAAAUUUAUUACCACCAUUGCCUAAACAACAACUUCUCGUACGAGAAAAACCGAUACGACAAGGUUCACCAGCAUCUGGUAUUAUACAAACCAAUCUUAAUAAACGUAUAGAUUCAGCAUCAUCAUUUAUUGCUUCAGGUGGUUCAACUAAAUCAUCACUUCCGCUAACAAAUAUUAUUAGACAAGACCUAACUGAUACAGACUCCGAUGUAGAAUCGGUUUCAUCUGGAACAGAUACUUAA
Molecule: messenger RNA, 1131 nt
Organism: Adineta steineri
Lineage: Eukaryota; Metazoa; Rotifera; Eurotatoria; Adinetida; Adinetidae
Source: the annotation of a GenBank genome assembly